AUGGUGGAAGAGAAUCGAACAGGUUUUGGGCAAGUGGACAUCGUUGAUGAUGACAAUAUGGUCCGAUUGCCGCGACAGCGUAUUGUCGAUAUGUAUAAAAACGCUAUGUCGCGCGUUCGCGUUUUAGAAGCAAAGGCGAACGAAGCGUCAAUAUGUAUUAGAUGUAACCUAUUGUGUGACAAGAGUGAGCGAACAGACCAAGAUUUUCGCAAACUAGUUAUACGAGAGAAAUGUUUACUAAGAAAAUUGACUAUUAAAGAUCAAGAAAUACAAGAUUAUGCUGCACAAUUGUCAGCCAUGCGAAAUUCUAUUCAAAACAAUUCAUUAUCAUCACUCAAAUGUUCAUUACAAGAUCCAGCUGUAAAUCUUCUGAUUCAAAGAUUACGACAAGACCUGUGUGCUACAAAAAUUAGACUAGAAGAAACCCAGAGAGAACUGAAUGCCUGGAAAUUUACACCCGACAGUAAUACUGGAAAAAGAUUGAUGGCAAAAUGUCGUUUACUGUAUCAGGAAAAUGAAGAACUUGGUAAAUUAGUAAAUAGUGGCCGAGUAGCUAAGCUUGAAAGUGAAUUAGCAUUGCAGAAAAACUUUGGUGAAGAAGUUAAAAAAUCACAAUCAGAACUUGAUGAAUUUUUACAAGACUUAGAUGAAGAUGUGGAAGGAAUGCAGAGUACAAUAUACUUCUUACAGAAUGAACUUCAAAAAUGUAAAGCUUCUGUUCAAAGUACUAACAAUACUGAAAACAAAGAAACUAAUCCAAUAUCUAUUGUUAAUGGUAUUAAAAAAGAUGAUGUUACUACAACAGAGAUAUCUCUAAAAUCAAAAACUGAAAUACCAACUCCAUUGGUCAAAACUAAACCUAAUAAUAAGUCGAGUAAACACAGCAAACCAAAAGAUACUAAGCAAUUAAGUGAUGAUAAAAAUAAUAAGCCCAAAGUAAAAAAAAUACGACCAGCAAAAGCAGAAAGUACGGAUCAAAGUGGGCAACCUCCUAAGGUACAUAAAAGCAAACACAAAUCAGAUGGGAGUAAAAAUGAAGAUAAAAGAAAAAAGUCUGAAAAAAGGCCCCAUAGCAAAGGUGAAGUAGUUCAUAAAAAGUCAAAAAGUGAGCUUCCCAAAAGUACUGAAGUUGAGACUCCCGUUGAAGUAGUUAAUGGACUACCAAAUGGUUCAUAA
Macrosiphum euphorbiae (potato aphid) is the source of this 1176-nucleotide messenger RNA. NCBI's taxonomy places the organism in Eukaryota, Metazoa, Arthropoda, Insecta, Hemiptera, Aphididae. The record is from the annotation of a GenBank genome assembly.